GCACGCCAGGGCCUGAGCGUAGUCCGCGAAGCACAGGCCCAAGGGGUCUGCGCUUCCGAGUUAGUUCCGGGCCACCUUCCUAAUGAAGAGGUGGAAGCCCGCCACGGCAGACUCUAUGGGCAGGCCAAGAAGGUCGUGCACAGGGCCAGGACUGCGAGGCGUCGAGCAGGGGGCAAAGAUGUUGUCCCUGACGAUGCUUUGCACCCCUUGGCCCGCCCGCAGCAGGCGCCGCCAGCUGCAAAAUGGGAUUGGGUGGGCACGAAAGGACGCGUGCGGGCCCAAGGCCCCUGCUGGCGUCCGUCGUGUCCAAAUUCAAAUCCCGACAGCUGCAAUGCAGGCGCGGGAUGCCCAGUGCAGGCGCGGCUGGAGGAGCAGCACGGAAAGGACACGGAACGGUUCCUGAGAGCCAUGCUCGCAGAGGGGCCGUUCCAUCCGUUCAGCAAGCACGCAAGCCUGAACGAGGUGUCCGCCCGCUUCGGGAGAGAGGUUCCGGCGGAUUUCCCCCUGCCGGUAGCCCCGGCUCAUGUGCGGAAAGCGAAGCACACCUGCCGCCGGCCCGACUGUCCCUUCAAGGGCACGGACCGAGCGUGCAGGGGCGGCCGCGAGUGCGAGCGCCGAGUGCAAGUGCUGAGGGGGGCCGAAAUCCCUGAACUCCAAGAGGAGUAUCAGGGUGAGGUCCCCCCGCACAUUUUAUGGGGCGAAGACUUUGCGCCGGAGUCAGCGGUCCGCCCCCCACUGGAGGAGCGGAUCGCACAGGCUUUCGACAGCCUGGACAUGGAUCAAGAUGUUUGA
Messenger RNA from Cladocopium goreaui, 792 nucleotides. The record is from the annotation of a GenBank genome assembly. NCBI's taxonomy places the organism in Eukaryota, Dinophyceae, Suessiales, Symbiodiniaceae.